AUGUCAAGCGCUGAACUUCAACAAACGGCGAUGCAUCGAAGUAGCCGUAGAACGGGACUUGAACGAUUGCGUGAUGACGUCACUGCCGGCCGCGCUGGCUACUGUCCAGCCGGUGUGGGCGGAGCGUGGUCGCGGGCGAAACGGGCGAGAGGCGAGCGCGCGGUCUGCGUCGUAGCGGCCGCGCACUGCCUCGCGCCGUUCGAAUUUGGCGCGCGCGCGAAAGGCGGCGCGGCGGCCGCGCGCUGGCCGUCCCCAUCGUCCCGCCACGAGGGCCAUUCUGGUCGGUGUCGUGGGCCGGGCUGGGUACGUGUCUUAGUCUCGGGUCAGUGUCGCGUGACUAGAUCCCUACUCAGCCCGACCGGCAUUGCCUACGGUGCCCAUGCUCUGUUCGUCAUAUGCUCCCAGACCGUCAUGUUCUUGGUUUUCUUUACCACAGUUGGCUGCCGCCCGACCGGCAGUUGCCUCGUGAUCCGUGAUCUGCAGAUCGAAUCACAGCCAACUGCUGCUCGGGAAACUGCCGUCCAUCCAUGUCUUCUGCGUAUACCCUAG
Messenger RNA from Angiostrongylus costaricensis, 549 nucleotides. NCBI's taxonomy places the organism in Eukaryota, Metazoa, Nematoda, Chromadorea, Rhabditida, Metastrongylidae. The record is from the annotation of a GenBank genome assembly.